Molecule: messenger RNA, 340 nt
Organism: Osmerus eperlanus (European smelt)
Lineage: Eukaryota; Metazoa; Chordata; Actinopteri; Osmeriformes; Osmeridae
Product: TELO2-interacting protein 2-like
Exons: 2
Coding region: 23-334 (103 amino acids)
Cellular component (GO): cytosol; TTT Hsp90 cochaperone complex; nucleus
Source: RefSeq, a predicted model, not a curated record
CUCUCACUAACAGGCAAGUAACAUGCACCAGUACAACAGAGCGGAGGUUCUCUACCACGCCCUCUUCAACCAGCUGUACACAUCUGAAGCCCCUCUCAUACAGGUGGUGUUGCCAUGCCUGCUGAAUGCGCUGCCAGUGUUGGAGAAAUCCCCUGCUCUCACUGUCGCCUCCCGGAGGCUCAACCGGUAUGACACGGUGCUGCGUCUGGUCCUGUCCCACAUGGAGGUGGAACACAAGCUGCCUCUGCGCAGGGUCUACGCCGGCAUCCUGCCACUCUUCAUUGACAGGUGGGCCGCUUGUAUCUGUCUGCACGCAGUGCUUCACAUCGUCUGAAGCAAA